AAAACUACUCGACAUUACCAGUUGAUAAAAAACUACAAAGUUAAGAAGCCAAGGUGAACGUAGGUUACUUCUCAGAAUUACGUUCAAAAAUUGAAAUCGGUAUAGGACAAAUUUUUUCGACUUUAUUGACAGGCGAGUCAAACAAAAAUACGUCAGUUUUUUUGAGUAAGUGGUUUGAAAAUCAUCACCAACUUGAACACGUAAACAAACAAUACGAUGGAUUUCUUCAGCGGUCUCUUCAGCGGUGUUUGUCCAGCUCUAAAUAGUAUAUCUCAACUUCAACUAUUCAACGUAACCUUACCGUCAAUAAUACUGACCCCUUUGAUUCUUUUGAAUUGCGACCUCGUGGGAAAAUACCCAAAGGACCAAAGCACAACCGUGCUCAACGGUGCAAACAAGAAAUAUGAUUUCAUUAUCAUAGGGGCUGGCUCGGCAGGAUCCGUUAUAGCCAACCGUCUAAGUGAAAAAUGGACAGUUCUACUCAUCGAGGCAGGAGAAGAUCCGCCGAUCAAUUCAGAUAUACCUGGUUUAGCACCAACCUUAUUCAACUCACCUCAAGAUUGGAAGUACCUCACCGAGCCUUCGGAUAAUACUUGCCUAGGCUACGUUAACAAUCAAUGUUCUUGGCCCAGGGGUAAGGUUCUGGGGGGCAGUAGUUCAACAAAUUUUAUGUUAGCUUUACGAGGCAAUGCAAAAGAUUACGACAAUUGGGAAUCUAUGGGUAAUCCUGGAUGGGCUUAUAAAGACGUAUUGAAAUAUUUCAAGAAGCUGGAAAAAGUACGAGAUCCGAGAUUAGGAAACAGAAAUUUACACGGAUACGAUGGGAACAUAUACAUAGAAGAUUUCACAAAUAAUACCAUCUAUAAUAACGAAUUAAUUCAAAAUUACAUAGCAUGGUACUCUAUCGCAGCCGGAUACCAUAUUGUUGAAGAUAUCACUACCCAAAUGCAAACAGGAGUAACUAUUGCACCUGGUACAAUACGCGAUGAAGUUAGAUGGAGCACUGCCAAAGGAUACCUUCAACCUGCUCGAGAUAGGCCAAAUUUAAUCGUCAUAAAAGGAGUUCAAGCUACUAAAAUAUUAAUCGAUAAGAAUAAUAAAGCAUACGGAGUUGAAGUUUCCAAAAAUGGGCAAAAAAAAGAGCUAUAUUGCAAUAAAGAAGUUAUCGUAUCAGCAGGAUCCAUUAAUUCGCCUCAACUAUUGAUGCUUUCUGGGAUCGGACCUCGAGCUUCCUUGACUAAAUUAGGCAUCCCGGUGAUAAAAGAUGCAUGCGUAGGAUGUAAUUUACAAGAUCAUUUUAUAUCAUUUGGUCCAUAUGCUCAUGUAAACAUAUUCAGGUACAAGUUCAGUACGCCUGUAGCCACAUUUAUUCCUCGGUACUUGUUGAACAGAACUGACUCCGGUUUCAUACCGAAUACCAUGUUAUUUUUCAACACUACAGGCUAUGAUGCCAAUUAUCCAAAUAUCCAAACUUAUCACAACAUGCUACCGAAAAUCAAUCUUCCUCUGUUCUUUCCAUUCCCAAUAGGGUUUUUCAAAGCCGAAGUGACCAAUGAAUUUCUCAAUAAAGCAGAGCAAAAUCCCUUGUUGCUCAUGUAUCCAGCACUACUGCGACCCAAAAGCAGAGGAAGUGUCUCACUUAAGAGCACCAAUCCUAUGGAACACCCUGAAAUAGUUAGCGGAUACCUCACAGAAAGAGAGGACGUUGGUGCAAUGAUUGAGGCAUUCCGUACACUGGAAAGAAAUUCUCAAACACCCCAGUUCAAGCAAUAUGGCACGUUUGGUUACCUAGAUAUACCAUCUUGUGCAUCACAAGGACCAUACUCCGACAAAUACUUGGAAUGCUUACUACGUACUUUGGGUACCACUAUUUAUCAUCCUGUUGGAACGUGUAAAAUGGGACCAUCUAAAGAUUCAGAAGCUGUUGUUAACCCUAGGCUGAAAGUUUAUGGAAUUGAUGGACUUAGGGUAGCUGAUGCGUCUAUAAUGCCUACAAUUCCCAGUGGUAAUACCAACCUUCCUAGCAUUAUGAUCGGAGAAAAAGCUGCUGCUAUGAUAAUAGAAGAUAAUGAAUAGUCAUUUUAAAGUUUUUUGGCUACUUUAAAAAUGAAUUAACCCUUGAGUUCUUGAAAUCGUUUGCUGGAUACAAUUUCAAUAUUUUCAUAUUUCUGAUCCAUUACGAAUCAUCUCACGGCGAAAAUUUUCAGUUUACACAAAAUCUGUUUUGGGAAAAAAAGACUCCGAAAAUCGUUUUUUAAAAUAACGAAAAAUGAAAAAAAAAUAUACAAAGUCCAAAAAUUUUUUUGGAAUUGCUUUAAAAAAAUGUGUUUUAAGAAAAAUAUCAAAAAAUGGAACAAGCUUUCAGAUUAGUUUAAAGCUUCAUUAAGUAGUUGUUUUCAAUUCGGAAUUUUAAAAAGAACCUGGGUACCUACAAAGGAAUUUGAAAAAAAAUUCAAUUUAUUUUCAAUAUGGCAAUUUGGACACAGGAGACUUUGUCAAGGAAUAUGAAAAUAAUGAAAUUUCAUCCUUCAGAUUAUAUCCCCUGAUCUCAAAAAGAAUCUCCAAAUCGACAUUCUAUGAUUUCGAAAAUGUUUAAAAUUUAGUAACUUUAGAUUUCAAAUUGUUUGUACAAGCCCAUCAAUUUUCUGACUUCUGGGUUUGUUCUGUAAACUUGAAUCAAACUCGCAAAAUUCAGAAAUUUCGAAUUCACAACGUCGUUGUCUACUUUCAGCAACAUGUAAAAAACUUUGAUUAGUAAAAUUUCUCAUUUUUAUUCACUGUGGUGCCAAUUAGUAAACUGAUGCAAAAAGAUUUUCAAAUUUUGCUCAUGUUUUACAACCUCAAAUAAGUAAGGUGCUCAGUAUAGGCAACCGUGUGACGGUGUGAAUUCGAAGUUGGAUAACGUAAGAAACGUGGGUGAUAUUCGUAACCUUCAACUGAAAUUCUAUACGAUAAGCAAUAGCCAUCAAUAAACAAACAUUCUACAUAAAAAAUAUUUUUUAAAAGCUCUUUUCAUGAAAAUUUUCUCCAUUGACGUACUUCAACUGUUCUUUUUUUUAAAGUCUUGGAAUCACUAUUCAAAAUUAUUUUCAUUAAAAAAUGAAAUGUUUUACACGUGGUAAAUUUUCAAGUACAUAGAAAUAUGUAUAGGUAACUUACUUGUGUAUACCUUAGGUACACCAGAAUUUCUUUCAAUGUACAUACAAAUUUCUAGGAAAAAUCCUUUCAAUUAAUGCUGAGAAAUCACCUAUCUAAGUAUUUUUAAAUCUGCUGUAACUAUGUACAUUGUACGAUAAAUAAAUUGCAUAAGAUCAUCGUU
This is a messenger RNA of Planococcus citri (citrus mealybug), 3319 nucleotides long. Its product is annotated as glucose dehydrogenase [FAD, quinone]-like. The record is from RefSeq and is a predicted model, not a curated record. The transcript is spliced from 2 exons. Lineage: Eukaryota; Metazoa; Arthropoda; Insecta; Hemiptera; Pseudococcidae. Bases 217 to 2076 code for a protein of 619 amino acids. Gene Ontology annotation, molecular function: flavin adenine dinucleotide binding; oxidoreductase activity, acting on CH-OH group of donors.